GUUUUGCAGAGAUGCUAUUCUGAGCCAAAGCCAAUCGGUAUUGGGUUAGCUGAGCCCGACAAACACAUCCACACACAUCUACAGCUCUUCCGAAGGACAAAAGAAACAUCAGCUUUGCAAACUAGGCGGCUGCAGCCCUUUUGGGCCUACGGAUCAAAGGGCUUUUUUGCGCAUCGCUUGGUUAAAACCCUGAUCGCUCCGGAUGCUGGAUUGAAUCGCCGUCUCACCGAUUGAUUUAGUCGGCCUGAACGGAGACUCCCCCGCCCCCGUGCCCUGGGGGCUUAUGGGCUAUGGGAAGGCUGCCAGAGCUGCGGAUUUAGGCUGCAGGUGAGGACAGGUGUGGGCUGGCGGUUGUGGUGCAGGAGCGCGGGGAUGGAGAGCCGGCGAGAGCAUCAUUUGCAGAUCUGAAUAGAUGUCUUUACCGAUUGACCUCUCCGUAGCAAUGUGGACGCUCGGACUUGGAGCCAUCGGGGCUGCUGUAACAGGGAUGAUCCUCGCCAACACGGAUUUGUUUCUCCCUAAAGCAGAAAUGGCCUCAAUGGACUUUCUAGAAGAAAUUGAUCUGAAGACUCUGGGCCAAGGAGAACAGAGAACAUUCAAAGCCAAGGAUCUGUGGAAGAUGAAGGGUGCGGUCAUCAUGGCGGUGAGGCGGCCUGGAUGAUUUUUGUGCAGAGAGGAGGCCUCUGAGCUGUCCUCUCUGAAACCCCAACUCGACCAGGUCGGGGUCCCUCUUUAUGCUGUGGUGAAAGAGAACAUUGGGACGGAGGUGGCAGACUUUCGGCCAUACUUCAAGGGAGAAAUAUUUCUGGAUGAAAAGAGAAAAUUCUACGGUCCUCAGAGAAGAACAAUGCUGCUCCUGGCUCUUUUCCGCUGGAACGUCUGGAGGAACUUCUGGCGUGCUUGGAGGAGCGGCUACACCGGCAACAUUGAUGGAGAAGGCGUGAUCCUGGGAGGGGUUUUUGUGAUCGGCCCAGGCAAACAGGGGAUUCUCUUGGAACACCGUGAGAAAGAAUUUGGAGAUAAAGUCAGCCAUGAUGCUGUCUUUGAUGCUGUUAAGAAGAUCAAAGCGCAACCUUCAGACCAUGGAGAAUAAAGCACCCUUUCUUUUUUUGUUGCAAAUGCUAAUGUUGCCACGCAAACGUGGGCCGUAUUUCUGCCAGGUUCUCAAUUUCUCCCAAAUACCCUCAUCAUAAAGUCCAGCUCCUAGUAGCUCUUUCCAUUUGCUCUUCAGACCACUGAUUCCUUCUGUCUUUGUUCUACUGGGUCAAUGAAAGGCCAGAUCUGAAAUUUGAAGAUCUGACCAAGAUCCUUUCCAGUUGGAACAAAACAUUCAGGUGCAUCAGGGUAUCGGGGAUGAUGGAAAGCUUAAUAAACAUUGUUUGGAAGUUUAAA
Pantherophis guttatus is the source of this 1392-nucleotide messenger RNA. RefSeq names its product peroxiredoxin like 2A (gene PRXL2A). Gene Ontology annotation, molecular function: antioxidant activity. Lineage: Eukaryota; Metazoa; Chordata; Lepidosauria; Squamata; Colubridae. The record is from RefSeq and is a predicted model, not a curated record.